CAAUCUCUAUGCUUCAGCCAUGAGGUUACACACGAGUUCAGCAUGGCAGUCUAUUGCCGUGCUCCUUUUGUUAGGUGGAGCAGCACAAGCUUCAUUGGGUGACAGGUUGCCUGAUUUCAAACAUUGUCUGGAGGUCUGCAAAGCAGCCAAUUGCGGCGAUAACCCGACCCCCAUACCCUUCCACCGCCGCAUCCUCUUCUGGGACUGUCCCGCCGAAUGUGACUAUACCUGCCAACACAUCGUCACUACGAAACGCCUCGCUCGUGACCCACCCUACAUGCAGCCCGUAUACCAAUUCCACGGUAAAUGGCCCUUUUACCGCUUCAUGGGCAUCCAAGAGCCAUUCAGCGUCAUCUUCUCGCUGUUUAACUACCUCGCACACGACUGGGGCAUGACGCAGCUUCGCGAGAAGAUCCCCGCUUCCUACACCCUGCGCAAGUACUACCUGUGGUUUGGAUAUGUGGGUCUGGCGAGCUGGACGUUCAGCAUGAUCUUCCACACCAGGGAUUUCAACAUCACUGAGAAGCUGGACUAUUGGGCAGCAGGUGCGAACGUGUUGUACGGGCUGUACUACGCGCCAAUCAGAGUAUUCCGUCUCGACCGCAACGAGCCCCGCAACCAGAGCGUACUGAGGCUGUGGACGGCGCUGUGCAUACUGCUAUACAUCAUGCACAUCCUGUACCUCUCGCUAUGGAGUUGGGACUACACAUACAACAUGGCUGCAAACAUCGUCGUCGGCACAUUGGCCAACUUGCUCUGGAGUGGAUUCAGUUACGUGCAGUACAAGAGGAUCGGAAGGACAUGGGCGGUGCUGCCUGGUAUCUGCGUGGCGUGGAUUAUCUCAGCGAUGAGCCUGGAGCUCAUGGACUUUGCGCCAUGGAAGGGCAUGAUUGAUGCACACAGCUUGUGGCAUCUGGGCACUGUGGUGCCGACCGUCCUUUGGUACAACUUUCUGAUCAAGGACGCACAGGAAGACAUAGCAGGUACGCGCCUCAAGCAAUGACCUUGCAUUAAUUGCACGACUCCCAAUUCUGCUGCUUACCACGUACCUCUCAGGCAAACUGCCGAUGGCUAAUCGUGGCGCAGACGUACGAAAAGGAAAGGACUAGAUGACCGUGUCGAUUACCGCGUGCAAGAUAACACUCAAUCAAUACAUCAUAUCAUUUCAG
This is a messenger RNA of Macroventuria anomochaeta, 1169 nucleotides long. RefSeq names its product Mn2+ homeostasis protein-like protein Per1. The transcript has 4 exons. The record is from RefSeq and is a predicted model, not a curated record. Lineage: Eukaryota; Fungi; Ascomycota; Dothideomycetes; Pleosporales; Didymellaceae. Gene Ontology annotation, molecular function: hydrolase activity, acting on ester bonds. Gene Ontology annotation, cellular component: endoplasmic reticulum membrane. The coding region runs from base 20 to 1003 and encodes 327 amino acids. Gene Ontology annotation, biological process: GPI anchor biosynthetic process.